AUGAGAGAAAUCAUUCAUAUUCAAGCAGGCCAAUGUGGCAAUCAGAUUGGACAAAAGUUCUGGGAGACUAUCAGUGCUGAACAUGGCUUGGACCCCAACGGCAACUAUGUUGGGGAUAAUGAUUUGCAGUUGGAGCGUAUCAAUGUGUUUUACAAUGAAGGGUAUCAAGGCAAAUAUGUGCCAAGAUCCGUGUUGGUUGAUUUGGAGCCUGCAACCAUGGAUGCGAUUCGUAACAGCACUUAUGGUCGACUUUUCCGCCCAGACAACUUUAUUCAUUCUCAUUCGGGUGCCGGCAAUUCAUGGGCCAAAGGAUUCUAUACAGAAGGAGCUGAACUCGUGGAGACCGUGAUGGAUGUCGUUCGCAAAGAAGCUGAAAGUACCGAUUGCUUACAAGGUUUCCAGUUGGCUCAUUCGUUGGGUGGUGGCACUGGUUCCGGUCUGGGAUCCUUGUUAUUGUCCAAGAUUCGUGAAGAAUACCCUGAUCGUAUCCUUAGCACUUACUCGGUGGUGCCCUCUCCCAAGGUCUCCGAUACCGUGGUGGAGCCCUACAAUGCCGUACUCUCUGUACACCAGCUCGUGGAAAAUUGUGACGCCACCUUUUGCAUUGAUAACGAAGCUCUCUAUGAUAUUUGUUUCCGCACACUCAAGCUACCAAGCCCUGGUUACGCUGAUCUCAAUCAACUUGUAUCGGCUGUCAUGUCCGGUGUCUCGACUUCGCUACGUUUCCCUGGUCAACUCAACUCUGAUUUGCGUAAAUUGUGUGUCAAUAUGGUCCCCUUCCCACGUCUCCACUUUUUCAUGGUGGGCGUUGCACCAUUGACUGCUUUUGCAUCGCAACAAUAUCGCAAUCUCAGCGUAACGGAACUCACAGGGCAAAUGUUUGAUGCACGCAACAUGAUGGCUGCUGCUGAUCCACGUCAUGGCCGUUACUUGACAGUGGCCACCAUUUUCCGAGGGCGUUUGUCUACCAAGGAAGUGGAGAAUCAAAUGUUGUCAGUCCAACAAAAGAACUCGGCUUACUUUGUUGAAUGGAUUCCCAACAGCGUAAAGUCAUCUCUCUGUGACAUUCCUCCUGUGGGUCUUAAGAUGUCGGGUACUUUUAUUGGUAACAGCACGGCUAUCCAGGAACUCUUCCGCCGCGUCAAUGAACAAUUCACUGCCAUGUUUCGUCGCAAAGCUUUCUUGCAUUGGUACACAAGUGAAGGCAUGGAUGAAAUGGAAUUCACUGAAGCCGAGUCCAACAUGAAUGAUCUUGUCUCCGAAUACCAACAAUAUCAAGAAGCUACCAUUGACGAGGACUUUGAAGAGGAAUAUGAGGAAGAAGUGGAAGCACCCAUGGAAGAAUAA
This is a messenger RNA of Lichtheimia ornata, 1347 nucleotides long. RefSeq names its product tubulin beta-1 chain. NCBI's taxonomy places the organism in Eukaryota, Fungi, Mucoromycota, Mucoromycetes, Mucorales, Lichtheimiaceae. Gene Ontology annotation, cellular component: cytoplasm; microtubule. The coding region runs from base 1 to 1347 and encodes 448 amino acids. The record is from RefSeq and is a predicted model, not a curated record. The transcript has 5 exons. Gene Ontology annotation, biological process: microtubule cytoskeleton organization; mitotic cell cycle. Gene Ontology annotation, molecular function: GTP binding; structural constituent of cytoskeleton; GTPase activity.